CGAAGUGUCGUUAACAGCAUGCAAAUGGGGGAAAUUGAAAACUUAAACAUAUUUAGCUCAUGAAAACAGCAGAGAUGACCUGAGAAAGUACAAAAUUUAAUUAAAUACAGCAAAUUAGAAGCAUUAUUAUAUAAAGUGCGCUCUUAGAGAAUGGCUCUUAUUUAUGCUCUAGUUUUAGUGAAGUGUACAGUUCAAGAUGAAACGAUUUCUUAUACUAUUUUUGGUGGUGACUCACAACUGCAGUGGAAAUUUAAUAAUUGAAGAAGUGACCGGCUCUCGUGAUAAUUCCAUGCAAGUUAACGUUAGCGCCGGCUAUGGGGUUCGUUCCGAAAACACCACCAUUGUUACCCCAUCUCCGCAGUACCAAUUUUCCGAUAGAAAAGAAAACGAGACAGUUAUACAAAUCAGUCAAGACCAAAUUUCCCAACCUAGUCAAAACAUUCCCGAGAUUUUGCCCACCCCCUCUUAUCAAGUCCAUGAGAAAACACAAGAAGUACAAGAGAAGAAUUUCCAAAUCGCCAAAAGCCACCGCUUCCAGAAACGCUACCGCCAGAAAAAACACGAAGAGCCCAAAAACACUGAAAUGGAACAGCACAAAGAGGCCCCAAAACCGAACAUUGCCGCGGCUGGGACGAAAAUUGUGGAGGUUUUGAGGGUUCCCGCAAUGUAUGAGUUACACCUGCAGUCUGACCCUCAAAGACUAGCCUCACUGAACACAGCCUUCCUCACGAAAUUAAUGAACCAGAAUUACCAAUACAAGCGACCAGUUGUGCCUCAGUUCUACCAAAGUAGCAAAAACUACAUCCCGCAACAAAGCAUGAACUACAUACAGACGUACGGUGGCAGCCCUAUCCCUCCUCAAAGACUCCAAAAUUUGAAAAAUAAGUACGUCAGUCAGAAAUUAAACGUGGCACCACCUCCUCAAAAUUUCGUCAGCUUUGCGCAAACUAAAACACCACUUCAGACCGCUCAAACUCAAAAUUUAGCCGGUUUUAAGCACAAUUUACGGCCUCAAAGCUACCCAACUAGUUACCAAAACGUGCAAACGAACCUAUCACCGACUGAAAGUGCCCAAAAAUACCCCAGUCUAACAACCCAAACCCCCACACUUUUGAGCAACGAGAUCCCGGCCGAUUUCUACCAAAAACCACAAGCUCUGCAUGAAGUACCGGCCCCAAUUUUAAACAAACAACCCUUGAAGCCCAUUAAAGGGACCCCAGUCCCCAGCUUGGUGUACGGCAAGCCUGUGGAGCCCCCAUACCAACCCUCCACCCAAACCUCCGCGUUGUGGGGUAGUAACGUGCCGUCAUACCAACCCUCGACUCAAACCCCCACUUUGUGGGGUAAUAACAACGUGCAAGAUUUGACUGGAGAUUUAAGCUCGUAUCGGGGACAAGUCGAUUCCGUCCCUAACUACUACCAAGAGCCCCAAAAAAAUUACUACAACCCCCAUAAUCAAGACUAUUACAACCACCCCCACUACCAAGGGCCCCAAAACGUGCAACAUUACUACAAUGCGGCUUUUGCCGACCAUUUGGACCAAAAUCUGGCCAAUGUGAAUGGCGGAGUUGCCACGUAUUUGAACCCUGAUGGGACCAUGACGGUUUCAAACUUCCACCAUAACCCAAAAUUGUACCGUCCUUCACCUGGGUAUGAAAUUCCAGUGAGUGAGAACCAACCCCAGGAGCAGGUCCCGGAUUAUGGUCUUACACCGUACCAGAACCAGAAUUUGGCGAAUUUCAACAAUGAGAUGUAUUCCGGUUACAGUCCGGAAAUUCCGGUCAAUGAAAACCAAAUCGAGACCUCCGAAAAUCAAGAGCAAAACACCGAUUUGAAUAAUUUGCUCGUUGGUGCAGCUACAGCGAGUCUCGACGAAGCGCAAAGUCCGAAAUUUGGGCGAGGAUUUAUGUCGAAGAGGAUAAUGUACGGCAAGCCGGUGGGGAAGAACAGGCGAAUGGCCCAGCCCAUGGACUACAUUCUCUACAUCAAGGAGAGAAUAUUUGACUAG
Tribolium castaneum (red flour beetle) is the source of this 2008-nucleotide messenger RNA. RefSeq lists its product as uncharacterized. The transcript is spliced from 2 exons. NCBI's taxonomy places the organism in Eukaryota, Metazoa, Arthropoda, Insecta, Coleoptera, Tenebrionidae. The coding region runs from base 197 to 2008 and encodes 603 amino acids. The record is from RefSeq and is a predicted model, not a curated record.